CGCGCCCCCCGGCCAGGCUGCGCUUCUGCCCCUACAAGGUUUGGGCAGAGGUGGGGGAGGGUCCUGGUACCCGGCUCCGCCCGGUCCCUCCCAGCCUUUUAGGCGCCCGCGGUUGGGACAUCCCAGUCCCACUCGGUCCUCCUCACCCUCCACUCGUGCGCCUAGUCCCCGCAGCCAGCCCAGUUCUCACUGCCUGCCAGUCGGCCCACCCCCCACCGCAACCAUGGACGCCAUCAAGAAGAAGAUGCAGAUGCUAAAGUUGGACAAGGAGAAUGCCAUCGACCGCGCUGAGCAGGCCGAAGCAGACAAGAAGCAAGCUGAGGACCGCUGCAAGCAGCUGGAGGAGGAGCAGCAGGGCCUCCAGAAGAAGCUGAAGGGGACAGAGGAUGAGGUGGAAAAGUAUUCUGAAUCUGUGAAGGAUGCCCAGGAGAAACUGGAGCAAGCCGAGAAGAAGGCGACGGAUGCUGAAGCAGAAGUGGCCUCAUUGAACCGCCGCAUUCAGCUGGUAGAGGAGGAGCUGGACCGGGCGCAGGAGCGCCUGGCCACAGCCCUACAAAAGCUAGAGGAGGCUGAGAAGGCAGCUGAUGAAAGCGAGAGAGGAAUGAAGGUCAUUGAAAACCGGGCCAUGAAGGAUGAGGAAAAGAUGGAGCUACAGGAGAUGCAGCUGAAGGAGGCCAAGCACAUCGCCGAGGAUUCAGACCGCAAAUACGAAGAGGUGGCCAGGAAACUAGUGAUCCUGGAAGGAGAGCUGGAGCGCUCAGAAGAGAGAGCUGAGGUGGCUGAGAGCCGAGCCAGGCAGCUGGAGGAGGAACUUCGAACCAUGGACCAGGCCCUCAAGUCCCUGAUGGCCUCAGAGGAGGAGUAUUCCACCAAAGAAGAUAAAUAUGAAGAGGAGAUCAAACUGCUGGAGGAGAAGCUGAAGGAGGCUGAGACUCGAGCAGAAUUUGCUGAAAGGUCUGUGGCAAAGCUGGAGAAAACCAUUGAUGACCUAGAAGAUGAAGUCUAUGCCCAGAAGAUGAAGUACAAGGCCAUCAGUGAGGAGCUGGACAACGCACUCAAUGACAUCACCUCUCUCUGAGCUGCACACCAGUGUAGCCACCCCCGCCCUUUUUCUCCUCUCCUUUCCAUUCUCUCUGUGGGUAAGGGGAGGCAGGAGGAACAAAAAUUACCAACAUUGCACAGCCGGGCUGGGAGCAACCGAGGGAGAGCUCCCAUCAUACGCACUGCCCACUCUGGCACUGGCUUCAUCCUUCUACCUACCACAUCCUCCACCCCUCUUUGCUGCCUAAUAAAUUCUGAACUUGGCCUCCACGCUGUUUUCCUGCCCUCCAGAGAGCACUUCCAUCACCACCAUAAAGCACUGGUUCACUCCUGUAUACCCUGGCUGUUAACCAACACCCCCAUCUUGUGACAUAGCCUCCACACUGAAACCCCUCUGCAUAGCAUUCCUGGUCUGUCAUACUCUGACUCUCACUGCUGCAUGUGGGCAGUGUGACCCCCCACACACAAACCCCGUGCCCAUUGCUGACCCUGGAACACUUAGCUGGGCAUCCAGAAUCAAGCAGAAGGAUUGAAAGGGAAAUGGGGUAUUGAGGUACCGGGGGCCUGGAAUGAAGUCUGGAAAACCGUUGGAUGUCAGCAACAUGGGGCUUUCACUGCAGCUGCAGGUCUGUUUUCUGCCUCAAGUCUGUCUGUCUGGCCCUUCCU
Molecule: messenger RNA, 1707 nt
Organism: Otolemur garnettii (small-eared galago)
Lineage: Eukaryota; Metazoa; Chordata; Mammalia; Primates; Galagidae
Gene: TPM2
Product: tropomyosin 2
Exons: 9
Coding region: 224-1078 (284 amino acids)
Biological process (GO): muscle contraction; actin filament organization
Cellular component (GO): actin filament
Molecular function (GO): actin filament binding
Source: RefSeq, a predicted model, not a curated record